Molecule: messenger RNA, 1000 nt
Organism: Danaus plexippus (monarch butterfly)
Lineage: Eukaryota; Metazoa; Arthropoda; Insecta; Lepidoptera; Nymphalidae
Exons: 6
Coding region: 110-994 (294 amino acids)
Source: RefSeq, a predicted model, not a curated record
GAUGACUAUAACGUAAUGUUAAUAAUUCAUAAGAGAGCAUUGAUCUUCAUAUAAUUUGGAUUUUAUUAAAAAUUUUACAAGAAAUGUGUAUAAUACAUGGGCAUACGAAAUGCAAGUGUUAUUGUUAUUCAUCUUAUCGUCUAGUUGGGAUGUUUUGAAUGCAUUUUAUAUGAAUUAUGAAGAUGAAGCUUCUAAACAUAGAAUACGUAAAUUUAAUCAAGACCUUAAACCUAUAAUGUUAUCAAAGAAUAAUCAGAAAUAUCAUACAGAGCCGUCAAAAAAUUUCAACUGCGAUGAAUUUUCAAGCUAUGCAAUCAAUUGCACAAUUGAUGCUGCUUUCAUUUACAACUCCACUCGAAUGUCACCGCCUUCGCCAACGAAAAUUAAUGACUGGUGCCGUGCUAUCAAACAUUUAACAAAUUGUGCGAUUGAUUGGAACACAGAUUGUAAGGAUGUAACAGAUAGCCAUUUCAACGAAGAGAGCAUUAAAGGGCACAUUCAUGUCGUAAAUAAUAUUUGCGACGAUGAAUGGUUUCUUAUACGGUACGAGGAACUGGAAGUUUGUAUAGAAGCUGCUUCACAGCCUUGGGAGUUCUGCUAUUUAACCUUUAAGAAUUCUGUGGAGGAACAAAAAAAUAUUACCCAGGAAUGGACGCAUUAUGAAGUACACUUUAGACUUUGUUGCGCAAGAGCACGGUUUCGAAGAUGCACUCUUGAAACAUUAUUUACGCUGCCACCAGAAUGUUCUCACAACCAUGCGGUUACUUUACAAAAGUUCUCUGUCGUUGUGUCCGAGGGCAGCGUUUAUCAGGACUGCGAUCAUAACAUGAUGUAUGAGAACUGUCCCGGUGGAGAUCCACGGCCAAGCAGUGCGAUGCUUAGGCGUCUGAUGAGUGCCGACAUACUGAGUUCAGCAUCCGGUCGACAAUAUGGGUCGAUUAUAACUUCCUUAUGUGUGUUUAUUUUGUUUGUGGUGAUAAUACAAUUUGUUUAGUUUCUA